Molecule: messenger RNA, 2233 nt
Organism: Sander lucioperca (pikeperch)
Lineage: Eukaryota; Metazoa; Chordata; Actinopteri; Perciformes; Percidae
Product: serine protease 23
Exons: 2
Coding region: 310-1521 (403 amino acids)
Biological process (GO): proteolysis
Molecular function (GO): serine-type endopeptidase activity
Source: RefSeq, a predicted model, not a curated record
GCAGGCAGGCAGGCAGGCAGGCAGGCAGGCAGGCAGGCAGGCAGACAGGCAGACAGACAGACCGCCUCCUCCAGCAGCGCACAAUGAUCCAACUCCUCCGCUGUCGACCCGGCUGCUGCCUUCAGAAAACUCCAGACUGUCACGGAAUAAAUAAAGUCGUCAGUUUCUGAGAAAAGCGCCAAGAAGCCUCUUUUCUUUGCAGCAGGAGUGCUCACCAGUUAAACUGCCAUCGCGGGCUCUGCCUGUUCAGGUUUAAGGGGGCUUUUACCCUCAACGUUCGACCACCGGCUCACCUGCAGAAGCCAAACUAUGCGCUCCCAGGCUGCGGUCCCCCGGUUUAUGUCCCUUUUAUUCGUCCUCUUCCUUCCCCCUGUUUUUUCCUCCUCCUCCUCCCGUCCCCAGUGGGUUCUACAGCGUGUCCCUGUGGUCCUCCCACAGCAGACGGAGGCUCGAUCAGCCCCUCAUUUCCUGUCUCCGGCCCGCUUGGAGGUCAGCUCGCCCUGUGACCCAGAAUGCCACAAAAGGGCCCCUCGCCCGAGCUACUGGGACCUGCGGCGUCUUCUGUCCUAUGAGACACUACACUCUGAUGGUCAACUUACUGAGACCGCCAUUGGGAUCUAUGGCUACGACCCCAGUUCUAACACCAGCCCGGCCUAUGCCUCAGGGUCGUCUGGGAAGGCUGAGCGGUCACACGUCAGGAGGAAGCGACAGAUCUUCGGCCAUGACGGCCGUUUUAGCAUUGCUGGGCAGAACUUCCUGCUUAAAUAUCCAUUCUCUGUGGCUGUCAAGCUGUCCACUGGGUGUUCUGGUACAUUGGUGGGGGACCGUCAUGUUCUCACAGCAGCUCAUUGUGUUCAUGAUGGUAAAAACUACGUGAAAGGAGCGCAGAAGCUCCGGGUUGGGUUUCUAAAAACCAAGCAACGAGACACACAGGCUUCUCCAUUUUACCUUCCCUCCAACUUCACCAACCAUGUUGAAGGUGGCUCUGCUUCUUACACUCCACCAACCAACGACAAAAUGAAGUUUCAGUGGAUCAGAGCCAAGCGCACCCAUGUGCCCAAAGGAUGGAUUAAAGGGAAUGCCAAUGACAUUGGGAUGGACUAUGACUACGCUUUGCUUGAACUCAAGAAACCCCACAAACGCCGCCAUAUGAAGUUAGGAGUCAGUCCCCCAGCUCAGAGGCUGCCAGGUCGACGAGUCCACUUCUCAGGAUUUGAUAAUGACCGUCCAGGCAAGCUGGUGUAUCGGUUCUGUCGGGCUGGUGAGGAGACGUCAGACCUGCUGUACCAGCAUUGUGAUGCUCAGCCCGGUGCUAGCGGGUCCGGAGUCUACGCCCGGAUGUGGGAUGGGCGGCGCCGGCGCUGGGAGCGGAAGGUGAUAGGCGUGUUUUCUGGGCAUCAGUGGGUGGAGCGACAAGGGGCGUCUCAGGAAUUUAAUGUAGCGGUGAGAAUCACACCUCUCAAAUACGCACAGAUCUGCUACUGGAUAAAAGGAAACUUUGUGGACUGCCGAGAAGGGUAAGAGGUGUACUUAUGAAACCAUAGGCCCAUUACAUCCUCACACAUCAUAUUGGAAUAUUUGGGGCCGCAAUAAUUCACAUAUUUACCCCACCACUUGUAGCGCUGAUGUAACAAUCAAUAUAAACAUCAACAUUUUGUUUGUUGCCCCCAUUCUCAGACGCCAAUACGGCAUUACUGUAAAUACAGACCUGAUAGACACAAAUCCAGUAUUGACACUAUGUAAACAGGGCGUGUUCAUUUCAUUUAUGCUUAGUUUUUUUUUUCAUUACUGGGGAAAGGUCAUGUGGUUUUGCAGAAUAAAUGCAGGCUUAUCUGGUUCUCGGAACAUUUGUCUAGAUAACAAAGUUAUCUGGAACACCCUCAGAUCUGAACAUGGACUAAUGUAAAACAACAGGCCCUCAGAAGGCGCAGGACUGGUAAAAUGGUUUCAACAUACAUUCUAGCCUUUUUAUUGUGCUAAUACUAAAGAUUGCACUGUUAAAACGCUUGUUAUUCUAUUGAGAAUUAUUUUUGUGGAUGAAUGUACGAGUCAGCAACCAAAGGUGCAGUUUCUCUCCAAACUAUCAUAUAUUCUCUCAGUGGACACACUAGUUCUCUACAAGGUGUACUCUCUCCGCUAAAUAAACAGUGUUUUGAAAGAGCAUUUAACUUGUUAUACAGAAUGAUAUUAAAUGACUGCAGAUGCCAAGGCUGCGGAUUACUUGUUAUAAGAA